AUGCUUUUAGUCGCAUCGCACAAAGUAGAUCCUGACAAUCGGGUAAUUGUCUACUUUGCGGAUGAGACCAAGAAGACCGGCGUGAAGCCGAUCAGAGAGCUCACGGAGCGGAUGGAGGAACGAAAUAUCCAGAGGGCGAUUUUGGUUACUCAGAACGUCCUGACAGCCUUCGCCAGAGAUGCGAUUAGCGAGGCAGCUCCGCGGCACAUAAUAGAGAACUUCAUGGAAUCGGAGUUGUUGGUUGUCAAAAUCAUCCGACCCAGCGAAACGGCGGGACGACGGGCGGAACUCAGCGAAUGCGCGCGGUGUGGCUACUUUUGCGUCUCGAACUUCGCAAGUGAUCUCGCGAGGGAGCUGCCGCCGGGCCUGGACUUGGCGCCGGCCCUCACAUUCUGUGUAGAGGAGGCACUGUGGAACAUGCAGAAUGAUAUCCAGGGAAUCACUCAACUCUAA
Molecule: messenger RNA, 453 nt
Organism: Neospora caninum
Lineage: Eukaryota; Apicomplexa; Conoidasida; Eucoccidiorida; Sarcocystidae
Product: DNA-directed RNA polymerases I, II, and III subunit RPABC1
Exons: 5
Coding region: 1-453 (150 amino acids)
Biological process (GO): DNA-templated transcription; DNA restriction-modification system
Cellular component (GO): RNA polymerase III complex; RNA polymerase II, core complex; RNA polymerase I complex
Molecular function (GO): DNA binding; DNA-directed RNA polymerase activity; endonuclease activity
Source: RefSeq, a predicted model, not a curated record